Molecule: messenger RNA, 4890 nt
Organism: Salmo salar (Atlantic salmon)
Lineage: Eukaryota; Metazoa; Chordata; Actinopteri; Salmoniformes; Salmonidae
Product: chromodomain Y-like protein
Cellular component (GO): nucleus
Molecular function (GO): transcription corepressor activity
Source: RefSeq, a predicted model, not a curated record
CAAAAUAAAUAGUUCGGUACACAGACCCCCAGACAAAAAGUUCACAUGCUGGGCUGGACAGAACACCACACCGAGUACCUAGAUAGCUAACGUUACGAGGAUUGGGCGUAGUCCAAAGACACCUAAAUUGGGCUUCGUCACAUCUUGAGGAGAAGGUGCCUUAAACCAAAUACGUUUUGAUAGCCAAACGGCGAGAUAAAUUGCUCAUAAUGGCCUCGGAAGAGCUUUAUGAGGUUGAGAGAAUUGUGGACAAACGGAAGAACAAGAAGGGAAAGAUGGAGUACCUGGUCCGCUGGAGGGGGUACGGAUACGAGGGGGACACCUGGGAGCCCGAGUCGCACCUCUCCGCCUGCAUGGAGUUCAUUCACCAUUUUAAUCAGUCACACGGUGAAAGACCGAGAGACGGCACUUUACUGCGCUCCACUCAAAGCUCUCCCAGCACAGUCCACAGCCACAGUUCAAGCAACAACGCCCGCAAACAGAUCUGCAGGCCUCAGCCACUCUGUGGCAAUAGUGGUGCAGGAAGCCACGCUCUAGUGAAACCCGUCUCUUCGCCCGCCACAGCAGCUACGGCCGUCUCCAAACGGCCGCAGCAACCACAGUUGCCACCACUUGACUCCAAAACGGACACACAGCAGCUUAUAUUGAGCCAAAAGUACAGUGAUUGCACCACCUGUGCCAUUUCUAGUCCCAACUUCACAAAUGGGCCUGCGGCUUCUCCAGUGGGCACGGCGCGUCGGAACAUGGACCUGGCUAAGUCUGGGAUCAAAAUCCUGGUUCCCAAAAGCCCCAUGAGCAGCUGGGUGGACUCUGAAGAGUCGCCCAGCGAGGCGGCCCACAGUCUGGAGCAGGGGGGUCAGGAGCAGGACUCUGUGCCCCCAGAGGUGGCCCUGUUGGAGAAGCCUCUGGGGUUGUUGCUGGGGCCUGGGGAAGAAAGGGCACGCAUGGGGACUCGGCCCAGGACUCAAAGCCAAAUCCCAUUGAUCCCUCAGCAAGUGCCCGUAACACCCGCAUCCAUACGCACCCUCAAUGGGAAAGGUACAUCGACACUCAUGGAGGCUCUGGCAGUCAAUGGGACAUCUAACCUGCAGAGUGCCGUGGCGCGAGUCACCACUGUCUCCGGAGUGGCGGGGAAACGGCGCUUCGAAGAGCAGCGCUCGGUCUUCGACAAGCGCCUUCGGUUUAGCGUACGGCAGACGGAGAGUGCCUAUCGCUACAGGGACCUCGUCGUCAAGAAGCAGGACGGCUUCACCCACAUCCUGCUCUCGACCAAGACCUCGGAGAAUAACUCACUCAACCCCAACGUGAUGAAGGAGAUACAGAGUGCCAUGGCCACAGCGGCAUCAGAUGACAGUAAGCUGGUCCUACUGAGCGCCGUAGGCAGCUUCUUUUGCUUCGGCCUGGACUUCAUCUAUUUCAUCAGGCGGCUCACCGACGACCGUAAGAAAGAGAGCAUCAAGAUGGCCGAGACCAUUAGGACAUUCGUGAACACUUUCAUCCAAUUCAAGAAGCCUAUCAUCGUAGCCGUGAACGGACCGGCCGUGGGCCUCGGAGCCUCCAUCCUCCCGCUGUGUGACGUGGUCUGGGCCAACGAGAGAGCCUGGUUCCAGACGCCUUACACCACCUACGGACAGACACCCGACGCCUGCGCCUCCAUCACCUUCCCUCGCAUCAUGGGCGUGGCCUCGGCCAAUGAGAUGCUGCUGAGUGGGAGGAAGCUGACGGCCCAGGAGGCCUGUGCUAAAGGGCUUGUCUCCCAGGUGCUGUGGCCCGGGACUUUCACUCAGGAGGUGAUGGUUCGCAUUAGGGAGCUAGUCUCUUGUAAUUCAGUUGUCCUGCGGGAGUCCAAAGCACUGGUCCGAAACGCAAACCGGGCAGCCCUGGAGCAGGCCAACGAACGCGAGUGUGAGGCGCUGAAGAGAGUUUGGGGCUCCUCGCAGGGGAUGGACUCCAUCCUCCAAUACCUGCAGAAGAAGAUAGAUGAGUUUUAAGGAAAGCAUGUACCCUCCAUGUUCCCAAGCCCUAUUCAGUGGGGGAACCAGACAAACAGCACUGGGAGUGCAACGGGUUCAAUCUGCAAUCUGUGUGAUGAAUUGUGUGUGUGUGUGUGCCUAUUGAGAUGUUGCUGCUGGACCUUUAAGUCUUCCUAGCAUCCUGGUGACCAUGUGUUGACCCUUUACCCAAUAACCCCCGGCCUUCGACCCUUUAUCCCAUUGUUUCCCAACCCUGGUCCUCCAGUACCCCCCCAACAGUACACAUUUUUAUUGUAAUCCCUAGACAAGCACACUUGAUUCAACUUGUAAACGAAUCAUCAAGCCAUCAAUGAGUUGAAUGAGGUAUGUUUGUCAAGGGCUACAACAAAACUGUGUACUGUUGAGGCUACUGGAGAACUAGGGUUGGGCUGUUGAAGGUACUAGAGGACCAGGGUUGGGAAACAAUGUUGGGGGGUACUGGAGAACCAGGGUUGGGCUGUUGAAGGUACUGGAGGACCAGAGUUGGGCUGUUGAAGGUACUGGAGGACCAGGGUUGGGAAACACUGUUGAGGCUACUGGAGGACCAGGGUUGGGCUGUUGGAAGGUACUGGAGGACCAGGGUUGGGAAACACUGCUCUACCCAAUAGCCCGGCCCGCCCGAAAUACCAUUCCACAUUACAGGUUCAACUAAACGUGGCCUAGAUUGAAAGGGAUGGAGGGAUUGGAGGAGGUGAAGACAUUGAUGAAUACACAAAAAAGUGUCUUGCAUAGUGGGGUGCCUGUCCUACUCACCUCAGGAUUGAUUUGGGUGGGAUGUUGUAUCAACAUGGACCAGAAUUUAUGACACAACAAAAGUGCACAUUGAAAACUUUGACAAAAACCUAGGCGACUUUCCAUUGUGGAGCCUGCAAUAAGAUGUAACGCUCUGAACUCUUGGGAAAACAGCGCAGCCCAGUGGAUGGGAGGCUUAUUGGAUUCUCCAUAUUGACGCCUGUAAAGCUUUCCAUUCAAAACAGGACUUAUAGCUAUUUGAACUGAAUAGAGGCCGUGAUUAAAUUAAAGGCGCGUUGUUGAGAAGUGUACUGCACUUGACUUUAAAAGGUCAUUUUAAGCUUGAGCCGUCAUCUGUAGCGUUCACCAUGAAUGCCAUCUUCGAACAUCAGGGAAAUUGCCUUUUAAAAGAGUCAUUGUCAACAGUGAGUGCCUUAUGAACAGCACGCCUUUGAUUUAAUCCAGGACAGAGUCUGUCAGAUUAAUUUUUAACACAGCUCCUGACUGUAUUUUUACUUUUUGUCUAACUGAUAUCUUUUGUAGAUAUUCCACCCAGGUCAUCUUAUUUGGCUUGGGGGACUGUAUUUUCCACCGAACAGUUUCAAUGGUAAACAUAAUUGUUAUGUUUUAAGUUGAGACUUAUUACAAUAUAAUUUAAUUAAAUAUUCCAUCCAUGAAACAUGCAAGGGAGAGACAAUUACAAGAUUCUGAUACAAUGUUUAUGAAUGCAGUUGUGACGAGCCUAAGGUACAUGGUUCAAGGCUCCGUUGUGACGAGGCUAGGGUACACGGUGCAAGGCUCAGUUGUGACGAGGCUAGGGUACACGGUGCAAGGCUCAGUUGUGACGAGGCUAGGGUACACGGUGCAAGGCUCCGUUGUGACGAGGCUAGGGUACACGGUGCAAGGCUCAGUUGUGACGAGGCUAGGGUACACGGUGCAAGGCUCAGUUGUGACGAGGCUAGGGUACACUGUGCAAGGCUCAGUUGUGACGAGGCUAGGGUACACGGUGCAAGGCUCCGUUGUGACGAGGCUAGGGUACACGGUGCAAGGCUCCGUUGUGACGAGGCUAGGGUACACGGUGCAAGGCUCAGUUGUGACGAGGCUAGGGUACACGGUGCAAGGCUCAGUUGUGACGAGGCUAGGGUACACGGUGCAAGGCUCAGUUGUGACGAGGCUAGGGUACACGGUGCAGUUGUGACUAGGCUAGGGUACACGGUGCAGUUGUGACUAGGCUAGGGUACACGGUGCAAGGCUCCGUUGUGACGAGGCUAAGGUACACGGUGCAAGGCUCCGUUGUGACGAGGCUAGGGUACACGGUGCAAGGCUCCGUUGUGACGAGGCUAGGGUACACGGUUCAAGGCUCUAGCUAAAAGCAGUGCCUUGUUCUUUACUCCAUUUUCUAAUGACAAAAUGUGUGUUCUGAUCUGAAGUGAUUAUCAGUGAGAAUAGCCUUUAAUCUUACCACUCAGUACCAUGGAUAUAGGACUUUUGCAGCUUCAGCAUAUCUCACCCUGUUUUUUUGUUGUUGUUGCAUUGAGAAAAGGUUACUUCUAAAAUGCUGUGGAGGCAAAAAAAAAACAGAUGUACAGCUUUUGAGUUUGUAAAACAAAAACGUUAUUCGCCUACAGUUUGUUUGUAUUUUUAUAUAUGAAUUCUGACUUGGCCAAUGUUUUGUGGCCUCACCAAUCAUUUGGCCAUAUUCCUUAUUUCACUGGAUUUAUAAAAGUAGCAGAGCUCGGGGUAACAGAUAACAUCGCCCAAUAUCUGGACAACUGCUGUUACCUUCGCCUAUUUCCAUAAAGAAUUAUGGAAAAUGUCAUUUAUUUAUAUUGUCUAUGAGUAUUUAAAUAUUUAAAGUGGAGAUGGUUUGGACAAAAGUAGUGUCUGUUUUGAGUCAUUGGUCAUGUUUAUUUUUUUUUCCACAGUUGAUUUUAUUUUAUUGAAAUGUGAAGUAUCUUCUUCGGGCAGUCUACUCGUGGACGUAGUAUGAUUUUAGUUAGCACUUUCGGCUCUAGUCUAUUACAGCCCUCUUCACGAACUUCGUCAGAAUUCAGUUUUGGCCUUCGCGCAUAGAUGUAUAAAACUGUUAAUGCCGCAACUGCACCUGUCGUCUUGUUUUCUUAGCAUAUUUUUUUUCUUCUAGAAG